AUGCCGGGGGGAUGGUGGCGGCCGCGCGACGGCGGGGUGGUUCCCGUACCGGCGCGUCACCGUGGCAUCUGCAUCUGCAACCUCGUCGCCGCGCUGCUCGUGCUCCGCUCUCUCAUCCCCUCCUUCGGCCCCGCGCCCGAGCGGCUUGAGGACGUGCGGUACACGGAGGAGCAGAUUAGGAGGGUGGAGGAGUCGAUCCGGAUUUGCCGCGAAGCGGAGCCCGUCCAGCUUGUGCAGGCGGUGAAGAAGCUGCGGAAGGUUUUUGCGCGGGUGGAGAAAAGGCGGAAGGAGCUGCCGCUGGAGCUGAAACUGAAGAUAUAAUCAGGGGUAGAGGGAGAGCAACAAGAAGAGCAUCUUAUAACACAGGAAUAUGGUCUGCUCAUUACAUGUUGUCUGGAGACGAUGAGCAGCAAAUAACUGCAAUUCCUGAUCUGAAUCCAUUUGUACCAGUUCAUAGUGGAGAAGAGGAAGAAGUGGUUGUCACUCAAAAUGCACCAGGAAGAUAGGUAGCUGCGUGUUGGUUAUCUUAAGAGGCAAUCCAUUUGCACUUGUUAUCUGAACUAGAUGAAUCUGUAAUGGCAUCUUUCCAAUGAGCUGAACUAGAUGAAUCUGUAAUGGCAUCAUAUUCUGUAAACCUGGAACAUUUUCCAUUAACUAUUAGCUGAGCAACAUUACCUCAAUUUACUACUGAGAUAGAUAAACAUUCUAUGAU
Molecule: messenger RNA, 712 nt
Organism: Lolium rigidum
Lineage: Eukaryota; Viridiplantae; Streptophyta; Magnoliopsida; Poales; Poaceae
Exons: 4
Coding region: 1-321 (106 amino acids)
Source: RefSeq, a predicted model, not a curated record